GAUGGGGGCAGGUGUGGACUGGGGUGGGUUUGUCUUGGGCCUGGAUGGGAGGACUACAGCACCUCCAACCAGAGCACCUUCAUCCAGAGACAGUUUGGAGCCAUGCUGCAGCCCGGGGUCAACAAGUUCAGUCUGCGCAUGUUUGGGUCCCACAAAGCUGUGGCACUGGAGCAGCAGAGGACUGAACAGCAGGGGUCCUGGAUCAUACACCCUUACAGUGACUUCAGAUUCUACUGGGACCUGUUGAUGCUGAUGUUGAUGAUGGGGAACUUAAUCAUCCUGCCAGUGGGCAUAACUUUCUUUAGAGAGGAGAACACUCCCUCGUGGAUCAUCUUCAACGUCGUCUCCGACACUCUCUUCAUGGUCGACUUGGUUCUCAACUUCAGGACCGGCAUCAUCAAAGAGGACAACACUGAGAUAUUGCUGGACCCCAGGGCGAUUCGCCAGAAAUAUCUGAAGAACUGGUUCCUCGUGGACUUUGUGUCCUCCAUCCCGGUGGACUACAUCUUUCUGAUGGUGGACAGUCUGGACUCCGAGGUCUACAGGACGGCCAGGGCGCUGCGCAUCGUCCGCUUCACCAAAAUCCUGAGCCUGCUUCGACUGCUCCGCCUGUCCCGACUCAUCCGCUACAUCCAUCAGUGGGAGGAGAUCUUCCAUAUGACCUAUGACCUUGCCAGUGCCAUGGUGAGGAUCGUGAAUCUGAUCGGGAUGAUGCUGCUGCUGUGCCACUGGGAUGGCUGUCUGCAGUUCCUCGUCCCCAUGCUGCAGGACUUCCCUCCUGACUGCUGGGUUUCCAAGAAUCUGAUGGUGGUGGGUCUCUAAACAGCCCUCCGCAUUUAACGUGACUGAUGUGUUUCUGAAUUUAUGUUAUCGUGUAGUCAAACAAUGCCAUGACAUCUGAUAAAACGCACAAAGCGAUAUCUCAGCUUGUUUGAACAGUGUGCACAAUAUGUUUUAUUCUGAUAAAUGCAAAACACAGAUUCAAUAUACCCCGGGUCAUGUUAUCUUUAUGUGUGCAGA
Molecule: messenger RNA, 1020 nt
Organism: Gymnodraco acuticeps
Lineage: Eukaryota; Metazoa; Chordata; Actinopteri; Perciformes; Bathydraconidae
Product: potassium/sodium hyperpolarization-activated cyclic nucleotide-gated channel 2-like
Biological process (GO): monoatomic ion transport; transmembrane transport
Cellular component (GO): membrane
Molecular function (GO): monoatomic ion channel activity
Source: RefSeq, a predicted model, not a curated record